UCUCUUUCUCUCUCUCUCUCUCUCUCUUCUGGGUGGGGCCUCAAGCAAAUGAGUUGCUCACACUGAACACUACAGUACAGGUCGUGCUGUUCUAUUCAGGAAGUAAGGAAGGAAACGAUUCAGAACAGAAUCAUAAGAAACUAGAAGCACACACGCCCAAAUUUUUAGUUACUUUAACGCAUAAAGAAAGACGAAAAGUGAUCUUUUUUUUGUUUGUUUGUUUUAACAGUAACGUAUUGUGUUGCUGUGCCGUACUAGUUAAUUUGACUCAGGAAAGAUACUCCCAAAACAACGGUUUUUUUUUUGUUUUUUGUUUUUACAACCACCUAGGUUAUACCAUCUUUAUAUAUAUAUAUAUAUAUAUAUAUAUAUAUAUAUAUAUAUAUAUAUAUAUAAUAUAUAAUAUACAAUAUAUAUAAAUUUUAUUUUGACGAUUGCGAUACGUCAGUAGCCAUACACAGCAGCCAUGGCAGACAGAGACCUACCCCAAGUGGAACUUUUUGUAAAGGCAGGGCUCGACGGGCAGAGCAUUGGAAACUGUCCCUUCUCUCAGCGGCUCUUCAUGGUGCUGUGGCUCAAGGGAGUCACUUUCAACGUGACCACCGUGGACAUGAGGAAGAAGCCGGAGGUGUUGAAGGACCUGGCCCCCGGCGCUCAGCCCCCCUUCCUCCUGUACGGCACCGAGGUGAAGACCGACACCAACAAGAUUGAGGAGUUCCUGGAGGAGAACCUGAGCCCUCCCAAGUUCCCCAAACUGGCAGCUAAGAACCCCGAGUCAAACACAGCCGGUCUGGACGUCUUCUCCAAAUUCUCAGCCUACAUCAAGAACUCUAACCCUGCCAUGAACGACAAUCUGGAGAAGGGGCUGCUCAAAGCCCUGGAGAAGCUGAAUGCGUUCCUGAGCACGCCGCUUCCUGAGGAGAUUGACGAGAACAGCGCGGAGGACGAGAGCGUCUCCACUCGCCACUUCCUCGACGGCGAUGAGCUCACGCUGGCUGACUGCAACCUGCUGCCCAAACUGCACAUCGUCAAGGUGGUGUGUCUGAAGUACCGCGGGUUUGAGAUCCCGCGCUCGCUCUCCUCUCUCUGGCGCUAUCUGGAUGCUGCCUAUGCCAGGGAGGAGUUCUCUUCAACCUGCCCGGCCGACCAGGAGAUUGAGCAGGCCUACACCUCCGUAGCACGAGCGCUGAAGUAACGAGGCACAGAGACCGGGGCAGACACACGCAUCACCCACACGCUUCUUUGUAGCGUUUAUUUAUUUCUCGUUUUUUCUUUUUGCCCUUCUCUAGGACUCUGCAUUGACUCGCAUGUAGGGUAGACCUGCUGCUGUUGUAAACGGCACAGGAGGAAAUUUAACACUUCUCUUCAGGUCUCAAAAUGCUUCAUAGGUAGGGUA
This is a messenger RNA of Polyodon spathula (Mississippi paddlefish), 1396 nucleotides long. RefSeq names its product chloride intracellular channel protein 1-like. NCBI's taxonomy places the organism in Eukaryota, Metazoa, Chordata, Actinopteri, Acipenseriformes, Polyodontidae. The transcript is spliced from 6 exons. Bases 467 to 1195 code for a protein of 242 amino acids. The record is from RefSeq and is a predicted model, not a curated record.